UUUGACGAGUAUUUUGACAAAUCCGUCAAUAAUUCAAUCAAUUUAAAACAUUUUUCAUGAAAACUCAACGCUAAAAUCGAAACAAUGUUCAGUUGGUUAAAUAAAGUGCCCGAAACGCACCCAGAAUGCUUUCUGAACGUCGUGGAUGGACUGAAGAGCAUUUAUAAGAAUAAGCUUUUACCUUUGGAGCAGCAUUACUUGUUCAACGAGUUCCAUUCUGCCCCGCUAAGCGAUGCCGAUUUUGAUGCAAAGCCGCUAAUUUUGUUGGUUGGACAAUAUUCCACAGGAAAGACCACCUUCAUCAGAUACCUGCUGGAGAGGGAGUUCCCCGGGAUGCGGAUCGGUCCCGAACCGACCACGGACAAAUUUAUUGCGGUGAUGUAUGGUGAAAACGAUGGAGUAAUUCCAGGCAAUGCCCUUGUAGUGGAUCCAAAAAGGCAAUUCAGACCUCUAUCGGCGUUCGGCAACGCGUUCCUUAACCGAUUCCAAUGCUCUCUACUCAAGUCUCCAGUUUUGAAAGGAAUGACCAUUAUAGAUACGCCCGGUAUUCUUGCAGGCGAAAAACAGCGAAUAGACCGAGGCUACGACUUCACUGGAGUGCUGGAAUGGUUCGCCGAACGAGUGGACCGCAUUAUUCUGCUUUUCGACGCGCACAAGCUGGACAUUUCCGACGAAUUCCGGCGUUCGAUCGAAGCACUUCGCGGUCACGACGACAAAAUCCGAAUUAUCCUCAACAAGGCAGAUAUGGUGGACCAUCAGCAGUUGAUGCGUGUAUAUGGGGCACUGAUGUGGUCACUGGGCAAGGUACUGCAGACGCCUGAGGUAGUCAGAGUGUUUAUAGGAACGUUCUGGGAUCAACCCUUAAGGUAUGACAUCAACAGAAAACUAUUCGAAGAUGAAACACAAGAUUUGUUCAAGGAUUUCCAGAGUCUACCCAAAAACUCUGCGCUCAGAAAACUAAACGAUCUGAUCAAAAGAGCCCGUCUAGCUAAAGUACACGCUCUUAUCAUAGCGGAAUUGGAAAAAGAAGUUCCGAUUUUCGGUAAAGAAAAGAAGAAGAGAGAUUUGAUCAAGAAUUUAGAUCAUAUUUAUGAUAGGAUCAGACGAGAGCAACAGAUAUCAGUUACGGAUUUGCCUGACGUAGAAAAAAUGAAGGAGAGCUUGUCAAAGUACAAUUUUAGUAAGUUUCAGCCGCAUAAACCUAAAUUACUGGAGGAAGUUGACAGAAUGUUAUCGGAGGAUAUAGCAAAAUUGAUGGCCAUGGUACCGCAUGAUACAAGUCCACCAACAAUGUUAGAGGUCAAAGGUGGAGCGUUCGACAACGUGGAAGAAAAGCAGACUCCAUUUGGUUACAAAAGUGGAGAAGGAUGCAAUGCUGGAUUUGGUGAACCAGAAUGGAUAGUGAACAAAGAACGAGCAUCAUAUGACUUGCUGUUUGACAGUUUGGUGCCAGUCAAUGGUAAAUUAUCUGGAGCAACAGUAAAGGCUGAGUUUAUGAAAUCCAAGCUGCCCAACUCCGUCCUGGCCAAAAUUUGGAAACUUUCCGACGUAGACAAAGAUGGCUGUUUGGAUAGAGAUGAGUUUGCCUUGGGAAUGCAUUUGAUCAACGUGAAAUUAAAUGGUAACGAGAUUCCAGUGCAGCUACCGGAUCAUUUGGUGCCACCCAAGAAAAAAGAUAAAGUAUAUACGAUUGGGUCGUGUUAAGAAAGGAGGAAGAUAAUGAUAAUGAUUGAGAAAUGAAAGAAGCGAUUCUGGAUUAAUAUGUGUAUAGAUGUAUUAAAUUCAAUAAAGCUUAAAUUAUUAUGGUA
Sitophilus oryzae (rice weevil) is the source of this 1808-nucleotide messenger RNA. RefSeq names its product EH domain-containing protein 1-like. The coding region runs from base 85 to 1704 and encodes 539 amino acids. Gene Ontology annotation, molecular function: protein binding; calcium ion binding; GTP binding. Lineage: Eukaryota; Metazoa; Arthropoda; Insecta; Coleoptera; Curculionidae. Gene Ontology annotation, biological process: endocytosis; endosomal transport. Gene Ontology annotation, cellular component: cytoplasm; plasma membrane. The record is from RefSeq and is a predicted model, not a curated record. The transcript is spliced from 9 exons.